AAUGUCAUAAGACCUCGGAGGUCAAAGUUCAAGAAAAUAUCCAACAACACGAAAGAAGAAGUUUUGUGAGAAUUUUUGUGGUUUUGUAAUUUCCUGAGGAGUUGAAAAGUCGUUUGAUAGAUAAAAAAAGGACAGACCCCGUGUAGAGCAACCGUAACGCGCCGCCUGAUGUAUGUAGAGUUAGAAAUUAUCAGAUGAUUGUAAGAUGGAGGAGGUAACAGAAGUCGCUGCAGAAGCUACCGAGAGUCCCCUGAAGACUGGCAGUCACCCUUCAGACCAGGCAGACACGAGUGGUGCAGCAGUACAAGAAGUACCGGUAGAUGAGGAGACGGUGUCUCUCCUCACUGAUGGACUCAUCCGAAAACUUGGACCAGAGUCAGACUCAGUCAAAGACAAACUAGAUGAGUUAAUAAGGAACCAAGAAGUUAUGAUAGAAGCUAUGCAACAUGAAAACACAAGGUUCUCCGAAAGUGAAGCGACAAAGAGCCUUGGAGAACUGUUGUCAGAGGCCAAGAGGUACCACAACAAACUGGUCCUCAUCAGGAAAGAGAUGGUGGCUCUACAUGAGAAAAGUACAAAGUUGAAGAAACGUGCACUGAAACUCCAACAACAGAAGCAAAAGGAAGACCUCCACAAGGAACAACAGAAGGAAAGAGAACUGGAAAGAGAGAGACAACUCACAGCCAAACCAGCCGCUAAACCAGAGCAAAGAUAGUUUAGGAUCAUAUUUCAUUAUUUUUUCAUGUAAAAAUAAAUAGCAACUUUGGCCACAGAA
Molecule: messenger RNA, 775 nt
Organism: Branchiostoma belcheri (Belcher's lancelet)
Lineage: Eukaryota; Metazoa; Chordata; Leptocardii; Amphioxiformes; Branchiostomatidae
Product: biogenesis of lysosome-related organelles complex 1 subunit 6-like
Exons: 6
Coding region: 206-715 (169 amino acids)
Biological process (GO): intracellular transport
Cellular component (GO): extrinsic component of membrane; BLOC-1 complex; transport vesicle
Source: RefSeq, a predicted model, not a curated record